Messenger RNA from Cotesia glomerata, 793 nucleotides. RefSeq lists its product as uncharacterized. Bases 255 to 722 code for a protein of 155 amino acids. Lineage: Eukaryota; Metazoa; Arthropoda; Insecta; Hymenoptera; Braconidae. The transcript has 3 exons. The record is from RefSeq and is a predicted model, not a curated record.
UGAAAAUAAUAACGUAUUUAAAUAAAAUGUACAUAGUGUUGUGUUCCAAAGGCUAAAUAAAAUUUAUAUAAAAAUCAUUUAUCUUUUAAUUUUUAGUAUUUAUCUAAUGUUCUUGCGCUAAUUUUAUUAAAUUUACUAUAGAUUAUAAAUAAUUUACUGGAGAAAUGUGUCAAGUGCCUUAAUACUGUAGCCUGUUUAAAUAAACCUAGACCUUUGUGAUAAAUUAUUUGUUGUGAUAAAACUGCCAUUUAAUUAUGGGAGAAAAAGAACAUCAUGUUCAUUUUAGUGGAGGUAGUGGUCUUGGUUUUAAUAAUAUUAUGAUACAACCCCAACGUCAUGGGCAUUUAGAUGCACAUUUAGGAUUCUUACAACGUCACCAUAGGUAUCACAUAGAAUUUUCAGUACCGUGGAACAAAUGUAUACACGUAGACGGUAAAUCUAAAGUACCAGCAGUGAUAGUAGACAAUAGCAAUUCAAAUUGUAUAGUUAACGAAGUAUCCCAGGAAAAGGACGACCUAAGGAUAAAGCUUGAAUUAUUAGCCUAUCACGAAUUUCUAAAAGAAGUUAUUCAAUUAAAGUGCUGUGAGUCUGGCACGCCGCUCAACAUCACACUGAAAGCCAGAGUCCUCAGCAGGGAUAAAGGGACUCCGAUGUUACGAAAUGGAAUCCACAGUAUCGGAAUCGAGGCCAGCGAGGACGAUGAAGACGACGUGUCUGAGUAGUUUUUAAUAUAAUUAUUAAUUGAUAUUAAAAUGGUCUCCUCAACUACAAAAACAACAAUUAAUUUAGAUCU